Volvox carteri f. nagariensis is the source of this 3453-nucleotide messenger RNA. RefSeq names its product ABC transporter (gene mrp3). Gene Ontology annotation, biological process: transmembrane transport. Lineage: Eukaryota; Viridiplantae; Chlorophyta; Chlorophyceae; Chlamydomonadales; Volvocaceae. Gene Ontology annotation, molecular function: ATP binding; ATP hydrolysis activity; ABC-type transporter activity. The coding region runs from base 1 to 3453 and encodes 1150 amino acids. The record is from RefSeq and is a predicted model, not a curated record. Gene Ontology annotation, cellular component: membrane. The transcript is spliced from 19 exons.
AUGAUCCCAUCGAACCCUUUUGCCCUGAACAGCUACAUCAUCGGCCUUUUCUUGGCGCCUGCCAUCCAAUCGCUGUGCGAGAACCAGCAGAUGUAUCUGCUAUACCUCACCGGCACCCGGAUGCGGAACGCCCUUAUGGCGGCCAUCUACCGGAAAUGCCUGCGGCUGAGUAACGCUGCGCUUCAGGCGGAGAGCACGGGCAAGGUGGUGACGCUCAUGAGCAAUGACGCACAGAAGCUGCAGGACGCCAUGUUUGCCAUUCACGCGAUGUGGGGCAGUCCCGCCUACAUCAUCGCGGUGCUGGUUCUUCUGUGGUUUGAGGUCGGCUGGGCCACCUUUGUGGGCCUGGGGGUCAUGCUUGUCAUGGUCCCCAUGACGGGCAAGUUGGCGGCUAAGCUGGGUUCGUUCCGGCGAGAGAUCAUGCAGUGGACGGACAAGCGGGUCGGCCGCAUGAACGAGCUCAUUAGCGGAAUCCAGAUGAUCAAGUUUUACGCGUGGGAGGGCAGUUUCCGUACUGCCGUACAGGAAUGCCGCAGCCAGGAGGCCACCAUUUUGCGGCGGAUGGCUCUGUGGCAGGUGGGGUCGCUUACCUGGUCUUGGGGUUAUUUUGGUCUGCUGCUGUUCUACGGCCCGGUGGCGGUGGCCCUCUUCACCUUCGGCUCCUACGCCAUCGCGGGACAGCCCCUCAGCCCCGCACGCGCGUACACGGCCCUGUCGCUGUUUUCAUUGCUGCGCUUUCCCAUGUCCUUCUUGCCCAUGCUCGUCACCAUGAUUAUCAACGCGCUGGUGGCCAUUAAGCGUAUUGGCGAGUUCCUCAAGCGGGAGGAGAGCGCGCUGGAGCCGGUAGGUGGUGGGAUGGGAUGGAAUGGAAUGGGGGUUAAUCCGAAUCAGUUCAGUUGGGAUCCCGCAGCGGAGCGACCCACCCUGUCCGAGAUCAACUUCACCGCCCGCCCCGGCAGCCUCACCAUGAUAGUGGGCGGGGUGGGCAGCGGCAAGUCGUCGCUGUUGACGGCGGUGAUCGGCCACAUCGGGCGGCUGAGUGGGGAGGUGCAAGUAGGGGGCCGGAUCGCCUACGUGGCACAGACUGCCUGGAUCAUGAACGACACGCUGCAGGAGAACGUGCUGAUGGGCACGCCUCUGGAUCCCGAGCGCUACCGCACAGCUCUGGAGGUGGCCCAGCUGGGUCCUGAUCUGGCAAUACUGCCCAACGGCGACCUCACGGAGAUCGGGGACAGAGGGGUGACGCUGUCGGGCGGGCAGAAACAGCGGGUCUCCAUCGCGCGAGCUGUGUACGCGAACGCUGACGUGUAUCUUUUUGACGACCCCCUAUCGGCCGUGGACAGCCACGUGGGCAGGGCGUUGUUCGAGCAGGUCAUUCGCGGCGUGCUCCGCUCCAAGACCGUCCUCUUGGUGACCAACGCGCUGCAGUACCUGCCCCAGGCGGACAACGUCAUCUGGAUGGAGGAGGGCCGGGAGAGGGCGCAGGGCACGUUCGCGCAGCUGCAGGAGGCCGGUCUGAACAUUGCACAGUUGUGUUACGACGACGAUGACGACCAGCACCAGCAGGAGCGGGGCAGCAAUAAGAACGGUAAUAAGAAGGCGGCAGGAGCAGCGGGAGCAGGGGGAGCCGACGAUUCCGGAGCCGCCGCCAAGGGCGGGAAGGAGGGGGGCGGUGGGACUGGCGGAGACAUGAAGGGCAAGAUCACGCUGACUCGGCAGGCGACGGACGCCAACCGCAACCUGACCGGAAUCGAAGUCCGCGAGUCUGGCGCCAUCAGUGGUGACGUCAUCAAUCUAUACUUCAAUGCGGGUGGCGGCUGGCCGUACUUCAUCCCCUUGUUGCUGAUGUUCGCUCUGGAGCAGGGCGCCCGAGUGUAUACCGAUACUUGGGUUGGGAAUUGGUUUGGGGACAAGUACGACAAGACGGUGGCAUUCUAUCUGGGAAUCUACUUCAUGCUCGGUGUCGUGUACGGCAUUGUCACGCUCGUACGAUCCAUCACGUUUUUGUUCUUUUGCGUGCGGGCCGCCGUGUCGAUUCACAACCAGCUGCUGGACCACAUCCUGGCUCUGCCCAAGUCCUUUUUCGACACCAACCCCGCGGGCCGCAUUCUGAACCGCUUCUCGCGGGACACAGACAUCAUGGACGCCACUCUGGCUGCCUCCCUCAUCCAGUUCGCCGGCAGUGUGGUGACCUACGUCGCCAUCCUCAUCGUCAUCACCAUCGCCACACGCUGGUUCGGCAUUGCGCUGGUCCCCCUCACCGUCAUCUACUUCACCAUCCAGAGGUACUACAUCCCCGCAGCCCGUGAGCUUCAGCGUAUUGAGUCCAUCUCCCGAUCGCCCAUCUACUCGCGGUUCGCUGAGGCGCUGCUGGGUGUGCCCACCAUCCGCGCGUACCGCAUGGAGGCGCCCUUCACCGCCCAGUCGGACGGCCUGAUGGAGAGGAACGCAUACGCGUUUGUGACUCAGAAGUUGGCAGCCGGCUGGUUGGCGUGUCGACUGGAUAUGUUGGGUUUGGUGGUGCUGACGUUGGCGGGUGCGUUGUGCAUCCAGGGCGGUAUCGAGCCGGGCAUGGCGGGGCUGGCCCUGAUGUACGCUCUGGACCUCACGCGCUUCCUCAAGCACGGCACCAACAUGGCCUCGAAGAGUGAGGCGGACUUCAACUCCGUGGAGCGCAUUGCGCAGUACCUGACUCCCGAGACGGAGGCUCGUCCCGACACCCCGCCUGAGGUGGCCAAGCUGCUGCCCUCCGAUUGGCCCUCUGCCGGGGUGAUAGAGGUGGAGAAGCUGUGUAUGAGGUACCGGCCCGGUAUGCCGCUGGUGCUCAAGGGAAUCAGCUUCAAGGUGGCCGCCGGGGAGAAGGUCGGUCUUGUGGGUCGCACCGGUAGCGGCAAGAGCUCCCUGCUGCUGGCGCUGUUCCGCAUGGUGGAGGCGGAGAGCGGCGUCAUCUCCAUCGACGGAGUCAACAUCGCCACUCUGGGGCUGCGGCACCUGAGGUCGCGGAUGAGCAUCAUCCCGCAGGACCCCUUCAUGUUCUCAGGCACCGUACGACACAACCUGGAUCCCUUCUCCACCUCGACAGAUGAGGAGCUCUGGAAGGUGAGUGGGCUCGAGGGCCCGGGGUCCGGAUGUCCGUGUGUGUAUUUGUCGGGGUGCCUGCGUGUGUGUACACGUGUGUGUGUGUGUGUGUGUCUGUGUACGUGUGUGUACGUUUGCAAGGUCCUCAUGCUGGAUGAGGCCACCGCCUCCGUGGAUGUGGACACGGACGCGCACAUUCAGGACGCGCUGCGAGUGCAGUUCGGGGACUGUACAUGUCUCACCAUUGCCCACCGCCUCAACACCAUCAUGGACGCGGACCGGGUCCUUGUGCUGGAUUCGGGGCUGGUGGUAGAGGACGAUGAGCCGGCGGCGCUGCUGGAGAGGGAUAAUGUGGGUUGCUUCGUUGUUAAUUAA